Conger conger (European conger) is the source of this 1248-nucleotide messenger RNA. RefSeq names its product aminoadipate-semialdehyde dehydrogenase-phosphopantetheinyl transferase (gene aasdhppt). The coding region runs from base 165 to 1106 and encodes 313 amino acids. The transcript is spliced from 6 exons. Gene Ontology annotation, molecular function: magnesium ion binding; holo-[acyl-carrier-protein] synthase activity. Lineage: Eukaryota; Metazoa; Chordata; Actinopteri; Anguilliformes; Congridae. The record is from RefSeq and is a predicted model, not a curated record. Gene Ontology annotation, cellular component: cytosol.
UAACCAUUCUUGUCCCGCCUCUAUCGGAGUUCUUCCGGAGAUAAUAUACAGUAUUUGUAGGGUGUUCGGCUGUUUUCAUGCAUGUUGUAAUAGUUUGCGAAUUCUCUGUUUAUUUCUAGUAUGUCAGCUAAGGAGAGACAGUCUUAUGUAACAUCGCUAGAUUUAUGUCUGCGCUCAAUUCUUUUGUAAGUGCUGGCAGACGCAUGGUCACUAUGGAUAGUGUACGCUGGGCAUUUCGGUGCAGUUCCUGGACUCCAAGUCCUACUGAAUGGUUAUUCGCGGCACGCUGUGUGCAGAGAGAGGAGAAGGAACGAAUUGGACAGUUCGUGUUCGCUAAAGAUGCAAAAUUAGCAAUGGCUGGCCGUCUACUUUUGAGAAAGCUCAUCUGGGAGCGCAUGGGGAUCUCCUGGGACCAGAUCCGUUUCGAGAGAACUGCCAAAGGGAAGCCUUUCUUAGCCAACCCACCCUCUUCCACUGAGGUCUGCAGAUGGAGCUUUAAUGUUUCUCAUCAAGGAGACUUUGCAGUUUUGGCUGCAGAGCAGGGUUGGCAGGUAGGGGUGGACGUAAUGAAGACCACCAUGCCAGGCAGUAGCAGUGUGUCAGAGUUUUUCCGGAUCAUGAGAAGACAGUUCACUGAGCACGAGUGGAUGACCGUCAGGGCAGCAGGACCAGAGUGGACACAGCUGGACUUGUUCCAUCGACAUUGGGCCCUGAAGGAGAGCUUCAUUAAGGCCAUGGGAACAGGACUCGGGUUCGACCUGCAGAGGGUGGAGUUCCACAUCUCCCCUGCGCAGAUGCAGGAGGGUCAGGUGUACAGAGGGACCAGGAUGCUUCUCGAUUGUGAGGAGGAGGAGGACUGGGUGUUUGAGGAGUGCCUGCUGGAUAAACACCACCAUGUAGCGGUAGCACUGGGGAGGCCGAGCAGCAACGCGGCUGAUGACGACCGGCCGGCCUUUCCCCAUGAGUUGCCUUCCACGUUCACCGUGCUGAGUUUCAGCGACCUGGUGUCAGGAGCCUCCCCUCUCACAGAAGAAGACGCCUCCUACUGGGAGAGCUUCCGGAAGAAGCAGGAGGCACCGACCCGCCAGAGCACCUCCCCCCAAUGAGUCCUGGAGUCAUCCUGGGAAAUCCAGACACGUGCCAUACAUCUGCUGGCAAAUGACUGUAAAGAGGAUCACAGUUAAAAACAUUAUAUAGUAAUGCAGAACAGUAUUUAUUUUUAUUAAACUCUUUAUUGCGGAAGUAAAA